AUUCGAACUUGACACUCUUCACCUUCAUCCAACAUGUGCUCCACCGAGCUUUCGAGAAGCAUGUUCAUCUCCCAGGCGCAACCAGGUGCCUCGGAUGCCUGGAAAACAGGCCUGGUCCCCAGCGCAGGAGGGAAAUGUGGCGUAUCCUCCGCGAAGGUGGCCACUACUGUAGCAGAAGUUUCCCUUCCUCUCUCUCCCAGCAGAGAUCAGAUGCAUGGUUUACCGUGCAAUCUUGACCAUCACCUGCACCAUCAACACAUCCUCCAAAGAGCACCUCCACGACCAGCAGCCCAACCAAGCUUCGGAGCAGCUUGAUCAAAUCACCAGCCUUAAGAACCUCGCCUUGUCUUGCCGGCAGGUCCGCGACGAAUUAGUCCAUGAAUACGUCGCAUACGUCCUCCCGUUCACACAAAUCCACCUAGGCAGCGCCUACCGGACGCCUACGCCUUCACCUCUGGCGUUGACCAACCACCGGAUCUUCCAAGAGCUCCAGUCGUCUUCCUUCCUUACACAAAACAUCCAACACAUCAGCCUCCACUGGGGAGGCUGCACGUGCUCCGAGGACGGAUCGCGUUUUCAAAAACAAAUCGAACCUAGGGCCUGCCUCUUUUGGCUGACGGCGCUGCCACAGCUUAAGACCUUAGAGAUAGUGUUCACCGACCCGUUCUAUCUCCCCAUUCAGCGGUUCACGAGCGCGAGCAUGACAGGGCUGCCGGGGCCAGGUCCGGGUGUGGCCGAGGAGGCGGUCGAGGAGGCAGAUGCGGAGUGGAGUGACAGUGACGACGGUGGUGCUCAUGAACUCGUGGAAUUCUUUUGCAGUUUCUGCUGGUGUGAAGGUCUUAUGGCGCUGCCGCCGACUCUCGAGAAGGUGAUCUUCCGGGUGUGGUGCCGUGAGGAUCCCGAUGACGAGGUUCACCCUGCUGCCGUUGAUGAGACCUGGGAGGUCACAAAGUGGUAUCGGAGGACGAGAGUCGCAGAGGAGCAGUAUGAGAGGACUGGGAUUUGGAAGAGAGUGAAGGAGGACCAUGAGGAUGGCGAUGAGAGCGAGGUAUGUUCUUGCCCUGCCUUACCUACCCUACCCCCUUUAUAGGUUAUUCCUUUUUUUUCCCUUUCGCGCUCCAGGCUGACGAUGCGAUGCGUUAUCACUUUAGGAACCACAGGAGUACAAACUCGAGUAUCACGUUGGUGCCAUCGACGUCGAGUGGCCUUUGUCGGAAAGGAUCUGAAGCACC
Neurospora tetraspora is the source of this 1232-nucleotide messenger RNA. RefSeq lists its product as uncharacterized. The record is from RefSeq and is a predicted model, not a curated record. Bases 215 to 1090 code for a protein of 291 amino acids. The transcript has a single exon. NCBI's taxonomy places the organism in Eukaryota, Fungi, Ascomycota, Sordariomycetes, Sordariales, Sordariaceae.